AUGAAUAACCAACCAACACCUUCCGCCGGCGACGACAACAUCAACGCCCAUCCUCUGUCUCACGACACCGAAUCACAGCCGACACCACGAGCUCCUCGCACAGCACCACGAUACCAAGCCGAACAGCCAGACGACCUUCUCAUCAUCGGUACGGACAACGCGCCAGAACCACGCAAAAAAGCCGUUUCAGUCGGCGCUCACCGCAAGCGCAUCUCUAAGAGCACCGCUGUAUCUCCAGCAGCCACAUUCCCUAACGACCCCUCCGCUCAAGAUCUCGACGACUCCAACCUGGCCGCCACGCCGACCAGAAAGGCAACCUUCGGCAACUUCCUCACCGUCCCUAAGCUGCCCAAACGCCGCUCCUCUCGCGCCCUCAAGAAGGAAGUAAGUCCAGGUAUCACGGACGUCCGCGGUACGCCUCAGAUUGCGGGAGGGUCCUUCAUCUCGCCGCAUGUUCCUCGGAACAUCCAGGAUGUGAGAGGGAUCCCACAGAUCGAGGGAGGGUCGUUCAUUGCCGUAUCUCAGCAACCGGUGCAGUCAGGACCGAAUGAGGGUCGUGAGGUUGACGGCGAGGAGACCGAGGCCGACGAUGAGGACGAAGAUGAAGAGGGAGGGGUGGCACUGCCAACAGAGAAGGCUGGAGAUGAGGAGUGA
This is a messenger RNA of Coniosporium apollinis CBS 100218, 654 nucleotides long. RefSeq lists its product as uncharacterized. The record is from RefSeq and is a predicted model, not a curated record. Bases 1 to 654 code for a protein of 217 amino acids. The transcript has a single exon. NCBI's taxonomy places the organism in Eukaryota, Fungi, Ascomycota, Dothideomycetes.